This is a messenger RNA of Anas platyrhynchos (mallard), 3777 nucleotides long. RefSeq names its product hedgehog acyltransferase (gene HHAT). Gene Ontology annotation, cellular component: endoplasmic reticulum. Gene Ontology annotation, biological process: protein palmitoylation. The record is from RefSeq and is a predicted model, not a curated record. NCBI's taxonomy places the organism in Eukaryota, Metazoa, Chordata, Aves, Anseriformes, Anatidae. Gene Ontology annotation, molecular function: palmitoyltransferase activity.
CGGAGCCGGAAGCGUGGCGGGGCCGGGCCAGGCCGCGGUGUCCGCUCCGCAGCCCGGCAGCGGGGGCACCGGGACGGGGAGGGGGGCAGGGGCGAUGCGAGAUGGCCGCGGGCACGCGUGGGGAGCCGUGAGGCAAGCCCCGAGCCUCGCGGGGAGGGGCCGCCGGGCUCCACCGAGGGCUGUGUCCGCCCGCAGCUCCGCGGAAGUCUCGGUGCCGGGCUGCCUCGGUGUUUGCCCGGCUGAUUUUAAGGGCUCGCCGCGGAGCUGCCGCCGGGGCGAUGGACGGCAGCGCGGCUGCGGGGCUGGGGGUGCUGCCGGGCUGGGAGAUGGCCGCCUACCUGUGCCUGACGGUCGGCUCCCACUUGUAUUCUUUCUAUGAGGUGCACCGAGUUUCGCACAACUAUGAAGGUGACAUUGACAGAAACUUUGGACUGGAACAAGGGACUCUGUUUUGGGGCCUUAAAAAGGAUCCCCUGGAUUUUGAGUGGAGCUACUGGGUUGAAUGGGGAAGGGAGCGUAUACUGUGGCUUCUGGCUGGUCAUCUGCUGGUAUCACAAAUGUGCAGACUCUUCAUGGAGAAGUAUAAACCAUGGUGCUUGAUGGUGUAUGGAAUGGCUGCCUGCUGGUUUCUAUUAGGAAUCAAGGGCUUUGCGGUCAUCUUGCUAUACGCAACUAUUUCGUUUGCUGUGGCUCAGUUUCAGAUCUCGCUCCUGACAUGGAUGUGCUCUCUUGUCCUGUUAUCCACUUUACACAUACCAGCUGUGGAAGAAGCCAAGAGAAAGUGGUACGACAAUGAAAAUGAGUAUUAUCUGCUGCUCUUCACGGUGUCUGUCCGCUGCCUCUUCUACACGAGUUUCAGCCUGGAAUACUGCUGGCACGAGCCUGCCCAGAAAUCAUCACAUUCGUUCCUGUGGAUGCUGGCAUACGUGUUUUACUAUCCCUUGUUCCACAAUGGACCCCUUAUGAACUUCGAUGAAUUUAGUAAGCAGAUGAGGAAACAAGAAGCCUUCAGUUUGAAGACCAAUGUUGGCAUCUUAAUCGUGGGCAUAAUUCGUAUUUUCUUUUGGUGGUGCUUGGCUGAGCUAAUGAUACACCUCAUGUAUAUCCAUGCUAUCUGCAGCAGUUCCCCACCUUUGGAAGCUGUGUCAUACUGGGCCUUAGGUGGCCUGGCUUUAGCUCAAGUAUUAUUUUUUUAUGUGAAGUACCUGGUUCUGUAUGGUGUUCCUUCCCUCCUCCUUCGAAUGGAUGGACUCAAACCUCCAGCUCUUCCUCGCUGUGUGAGCCUGAUGCACAGUUUCACUAAAAUGUGGAGAAGUUUUGAUGUGGGGCUCCAUCACUUUCUGGUCAGGUACAUUUACGUUCCAAUGGGAGGAUCUCAGUCCAGUCUGCCAGGAAUGAUUUUUUCCACAGUCCUCACUUUUGCCUUUGUAAGCUAUUGGCACGGAGGACAGAGCUAUCUGUGGUACUGGGGAGCGCUUAAUUGUCUUGGAGUAAUUGUGGAAAAUGGCAUCAAGAGGAUACUUUCUGUUUCACUUAUUCGAGACUUAAUUGAGCAUUUCUUCUCGCCAAGAAUUCGUCGUCGACUUCAUGCCAUUCUAGCAUCUGUUUGCACUUCGAUGUUGAUUUUAUCAAACCUAAUAUUUCUUGGGGGAAAUCAUGUUGGAAAAAUCUACUGGAACAGGAUCUUUAUGGAAGGCUGGCCGUGGGCAACACUGACUGUUCUCGGGUUCCUGUACUGCUACGCUCACGUGGGAAUCGAAUGGGAACGCACGUACGCUGUGAACUAGGGGUGACGCUGAGCGACGAGUUUCAUGGCAGCUUACAGGUCGAUGGCUUUCUACACUGGACGUCUUAUCCGCAGAAGAAUGUGCCAGACCAAGUACUUGGUCAAUGCAUUAAAACUAAAAGCUCAUUUAGUUCAUUCCGGAUUGUGAAUUCAGGAAUUUAAGCAGAAACAAUAAUAAUGGGCUAUAGGUAGGGUGGGGAGAAAUUAUGAAGCAUUUUGAAUGAUGUUAUUUUUAUAAAACAGCAAGUCUGUGACUGUACACUGAAAGCGUGCACCUCAGAAUAUGUAUUUCAUAUAUGAUAAAGACUGGUUUUAUUUCUUCCAAUAUCUUGCUGCCUAUUUUGAUGUACCGAAGAAAAUUCUUUUUUCCUACAUUGCACAAUCCAAAAAAACCCUUCCAAUCUCUCUCAGCUUCUGUCCAGGGGCACACAGGGCUGUGCCCUGCACUUACAUUACUUGUGACAGGCAGGAUGCUCAUCAGUUCGUUUUGAUUGCUUUCUGAUUUAAGGUAGAACAUUUUUUGUGUUCUCACUGCUUGCAGUUUUUCAGCCUUAAAGGACUUUCUACUUACUGUAGCAAAGUCUGCUUUUUCUCUUUAAUUCCUUCAUUUAAACACUUCUUUUUUUUUUUUUUGUAGUCUUAAGAGUGUUUGUGUUUGAUCAUUAAAAAAGAGGAAGGCAGUCUUAAAAAAAUAUUAAAUGCUGCACUAGGAGCAGCAUUGCAAGAGCUUUAAAAAUAAAAAAUAAAAUAAAUAAAAGGCAGGGUUGUCUGUUACACUGGCACCAAAUGAGCCAGAGCUUCAUGUCCUUAGCCCGCAGCCAGACCUGUCACAGCAGCAUCUUUGUUAAAACACAGGGUUGCCCAGAGCUGGCAAAGUUCUGCCUGUCUGGUUGCGAGCCUUAAGGUUGCGAGUGCUGGCACGUGCUGCUUUCCAAGGGGAAGGGAGACCCUACCCACCUCUGGUACAAGGGGCAUCUCCCACUCUGUUCCCUGUUAAUCAACCUGAAGGCCUUUAGUUACAUGGCUAGGCUUUCCUUUAGGCACAGCAGAAGACCACCAGCCCUGGAGAAGAGCGCAGCUCCUGCUGAGAGCAGCUCCUGCACCCGUAGCAGCAGGACUCCUCUCCCAACUUGUUCAUGCCCCCGGCAGCCAUCCCAGCCUGCUGGGAAGCACAGAUGAGUGUCCUGCUGUCCUCCUGCAGCUUUGGACAAGUCUGAUCGAGAUCAUCCCUUCAGCAAGAAAUUCAGUCCCUGAGAUAGGCUUCAGCUUGGUGCCUGCAUUUCUGAUGUCUGCUGCUCUGACACCUUUUUCCCCUUCAUUUGUUGCUGCAGAAAUAAGGGCAGAGUCUUCAGCUGACUACCUGUCCAGAGGCCCAGCCCUUCCCUUACUGUUUCCGAGCAGAACCUCCAGCCCUUUAUUUUCAGGGAAGGAUUUUUCCACUGUGCAAAUGCAGUUAUUUCCCUUGGAAGUUAUCUCUAGGAGAUAUGAUGGACUGUUGAAAAUAAGACGCACCAUGCGUGCUGCCUGGCCAGAGACGUGGCCCUCUGGAUUGAUUUAUGGUGAUUACAGGGAUCCUCUCAGCCAGAGAAGUAUUUUGCUCUCAGCCUGCAAAUUUUCUAAAAAGAUGUGAAAUUGGCCUCAGCUCUGGAGUAGCACUGAGCUAAGGGCAAGAACCUCCUGAAACUUAACUCAGACUUUGUAAUUAAGUGGAAUUAGCAUUGGAGUGAAAAGUCAUGAGUCUGUUCCUCAGUCUGAUCAAUUACCAUUACUGCAUGACAUGAGUGGCUACUGAGUGAUGGGAUUCCAAUUUGUAUGCAUGCAAAAUGCCCUGCUCUAAUAUGGCAAUGACCCUGAAGGUCAGCUAGAUUAUGCUUCUUUCUAAAACAAAAUUGUUUUUUUUAUAUGUAUUUUUUCAGUGCUUUAUACAUCUUCCCUAAUUUUGUAUCCUUUUCUGUUUCAAAAAAUAAAGCUUAAACUGACAGUUGUUUUGA